This is a messenger RNA of Xenia sp. Carnegie-2017, 755 nucleotides long. Its product is annotated as AN1-type zinc finger protein 2A-like. The transcript has 5 exons. Bases 102 to 617 code for a protein of 171 amino acids. Gene Ontology annotation, molecular function: zinc ion binding. NCBI's taxonomy places the organism in Eukaryota, Metazoa, Cnidaria, Anthozoa, Malacalcyonacea, Xeniidae. Gene Ontology annotation, cellular component: cytoplasm. The record is from RefSeq and is a predicted model, not a curated record.
UGAUGAGUCUGAUGUAUGGCCUGAUAAAAAUCAUGAGAUCACAAUGACUUGGCGUUUUUUUGUACAUAGAAACAUGACUCGUUCUUUUAUUUUUAUUAUUAAUGUUCGUAGCGAUUGUGUUUGGCCAAUAUUUAUACAGGAGAAAUCAAGCGGUUAUACUCAGUACUAUGGCUGAAAAUGUAGAUUUAAUAUCGUUCGGUAAACAUUGUCAUGUGAAGGAUUGUAAAAAGUUAGAUUUUCUUCCAUUUAAAUGUACUUUUUGUCAAGAAUAUUUCUGCCUUGAACACAGGACAGCAUCUUCUCAUCAAUGCCCUAGAAAUUACGUCACUGAUGUUCAAGUACCAGUAUGUCCACUGUGUGGACAGAUGGUGAAGAAAUCAAGACAUCAGGAUGCUAAUGUUCAGGUUGCCUAUCAUAUUCAAAGUGGUUGUAAAGAAUUGGUUGUUAAUCAAAAGGUCAAAAAAGAGGGGAGAUGUUCUUUCAAAGGAUGCAAAAAACAUGAGAUGAUUCCUUUUACAUGUGAUCAAUGUCAUAGACAGUUUUGUGUGAGGCAUAGACAUGCUCAAGAUCAUCUUUGCCAUGGAAAUAUUCUUUAUCCAGUGGUUACAUGUGCAUAAAUUACUAUCUUAGAUGUGCAAGUUGAAACAACUGUUAAUAGCAAAGUUUUAUUAUGUUUUAGGUAUUAUUUAUUUGAUAACAACAUGUAAUGAGUUGUAAACAUUUAUUAAAUUUUAUAGCUCAAUUUUUUAAGUUAA